Messenger RNA from Priapulus caudatus, 1774 nucleotides. RefSeq names its product orphan steroid hormone receptor 2-like. The record is from RefSeq and is a predicted model, not a curated record. Gene Ontology annotation, molecular function: zinc ion binding; RNA polymerase II cis-regulatory region sequence-specific DNA binding; nuclear receptor activity. The coding region runs from base 1 to 1671 and encodes 556 amino acids. The transcript has 13 exons. Gene Ontology annotation, biological process: regulation of transcription by RNA polymerase II; anatomical structure development; cell differentiation. Lineage: Eukaryota; Metazoa; Priapulida; Priapulimorpha; Priapulimorphida; Priapulidae.
AUGGAUCCGCACAGACAUCUAAGGUUGCCGCGUAAUCAGUACGCUCAUCGUGCAGGGCGAACACUGGAGGUGGUCGGGCCCAACAGUCAGUCAAUAACGCUGAUAACAUCCCCUAGUGGGGGCUUACAGGCGAUAGACUGGUCGAAGGCACGGGAGCUGCAGACGCAGCGUCUGAACAAGCAGCUGCUGCAGCAGCAGGAUGACAGCCUCGUGCAGCAGAUAUCCCUCAUCAACUCGAAGCCCGUCGAACUGUGUGUUGUAUGCGGCGACAAGGCAUCAGGUCGUCACUACGGCGUCAUCAGCUGCGAGGGAUGCAAGGGCUUCUUCAAGCGCAGCAUCCGCAAGCAGCUGGGCUACACGUGCCGUGGCCAGCGGGACUGCGUCGUCAACAAGCACCACCGCAAUCGCUGCCAGUACUGCCGGCUGCAGAAGUGUCUCGCCGUGGGCAUGCGCUCAGACUCGGUGCAGCAGGAGCGGCGGCCGUCCGGACAGUUGGUGAUCGAGAAGGCUCCGUCGUCGAUCACGCAGGACAAGGUCUACGUGCGCAAGUCUAGUCCGUACGCGCAGAACUUCAAGUCCGUCUUCUCUCAAAAGGAUCUACAGCUGGCCUGGGGAAACGGGACUGCGCUACUCACCAUGGCAGGAGAAUCUCGAGAGCAUAACCGCCUGGCGCCAUCUUCCAGCAACUCUGAUCUCAGCACACUAGCGAGCGUUGUCACGACGCUGGCUGCCAUGAAGGAGCGCACACGCAGCGACAGCGCCGCCUCCGCUAAUGGCGAAAUCAUUGAUGCAACGAUGCCAAAAACCCCGAAGAGCGGCAACAACAGCGCGACACGGGCGUUCGACGCGAUGGCAAAGUGUAUGAACGAACAGCCGAAUUCGGGUUCGAAUCCACUGGCUUUCAUCGACAUACCUGAGGACGAGCAACACGACACGAUCAUCGAGAUAGAUGGUCCGUUGUUAGUGGAGAGCAACGUGUCGUUCACGCUGACGACUCCGUCACCGAUGCCCGCCUACCUGAACGUGCAUUACAUCUGUGAGAGUGCCUCGCGCCUGCUCUUCCUCUCAAUGCACUGGUCUCGCGCCAUCACUGCCUUCCAGCUGCUGGGUCAAGACGUGCAGACGGCGUUGGUGAAGAAUUCGUGGAACGAGAUCUUCACGCUGGGCAUGGCGCAGUGUGCCGACGUGAUGUCGCUGUCGACGAUACUCACAGCUAUCGUUAACCACCUGCAGUCCAGCAUGCAGCAAAACCGGCUGAGCUCGGACAAGGUGAAGCUGGUGACGGAGCACAUCUGCCGCCUGCAGGAGUACGUCACCUGCAUGAGCCGGCUGCAGGUGAGCGACACGGAGUACGCCUACCUCAAGUCUAUCGUCCUCUUCAGCACGGACACGCCCGGGGUGACUAACGCCAGGCAGGUGGAGCGGUUUCAGCAGAAGGCGUACAGUGAGCUACGGGAGUUGGUUGCAGCGAGCAGCGACGACCUUGAUAGACUCUCCAAGCUCUUACUCAGAUUGCCCGCGCUGCGGUCGCUGUCAGCGAACGUCACAGAGGAACUCUUCUUUGCUGGUCUCAUCGGCAAUGUUCAGAUAGAGAGCGUCAUCCCGUACAUCCUGCGCAUGGAGACGACGGACUAUAACUCUCAGCUGGGCACCGUGCUUACGUCACCGUAACAUCACAGUAACGUCACAGACAGUGAUUCCUGGCUGGUCACCGUGCUCACGUCACCGUAACAUCACAGUAACGUCACAGACAGUGAUUCCUGGCUGGUCACCG